Molecule: messenger RNA, 2356 nt
Organism: Paramacrobiotus metropolitanus
Lineage: Eukaryota; Metazoa; Tardigrada; Eutardigrada; Parachela; Macrobiotidae
Exons: 2
Coding region: 533-2119 (528 amino acids)
Source: RefSeq, a predicted model, not a curated record
AGAACCACUCAGUAUAGUACAAUCAGAUGAAGAAUUUGUCCCAGUUAACAUGAGAAGGGACUGUACACAAUAUGCUCAUAGCGUUGCCCCGCAUAAUCUCCAAACUUAAACGCUGAAACAAAAAGCAAGUGGAACGACUCUCGCCUGUUCUCAUGAACAGCUUCUUACCAAUCUCCUUUAACUCCUGGACUUAAUGAUUUACAAGGAAUUUUUUAACAUAACAAGUUAAAUAAGUACUUGAUACUUAUAACAAGUUACUUAUAACAAGUUAGUAGUUAGUUAUUAUUAUUAUUAUUAUUAUUAUUACAUUAUUAUGACAAUCCGCGCGGAGCUGGAUGGAUUUUGAACGCAAGAUUCCUGUGAUUCUGUUCGGGCUUUCGACAAAGUUACUUGGGGGGAAUGUAAAAUGAACCCCAGGUAAUUUGGGUACGUCGUUUCCUCGGUUCUGGGUCGAAAUCUUCUGUUCUGUAGAACUUUGUUUCUGCCCUUUUUACUGUCGUUUGCAGCCUCUUAUGCCGCCACAGUCGUUUUCAUGCUCGGGAUGCGGCAAGGAAUUGCGUGGAUGGGGGAACCACAAGAAUGCCUGCCCGAAAAACUUGUCCUCUACGCUAGAGCAAAUCCCGAUCGCCCCCCCAACCUCCUUCUCCCAACCUGCGGACUCCCUCCACUUUCAUCUCCCCAAACCAUCAUCGAUCUGUUGAAGGAUGCGAGAAAAAAGGGAAAAAUUAACAAAGGAAUCCCCAGGGCGGCCCGUGCACAAGCAGCAGAAACCUUUGCCAGGGCUGUUGAGCAGUGCGUGAAGGAGCCCACCGUCGCCCAUUGGACAUCUCUGUUACUUUUUGCGUCUCAGUGCUUUGCUACGGAAGGAGAGGUUUCGUCAAAGAAAAAAGAAUCUCUGACCGGACGUUUUCGACGACAGCUACGCGAUUUUGAGAGCGGAGUUAGGUCUCCCCCCAGCAGCACCCCCACAAGCCGUAUCCGUGGCGGUAGCCGGUCGACAAACGAUGCAGAGCACUUACGCCGUAUGGUUGAAUCGUGUAUUAACGAGUGUUCUGUUCACAAGGCAGUUGCCAGGUUGGCGUCGGAGGAAAGUGUUUUGAAUAUCGAUGCCAAAGUUUUGCCAGUUCUACGAUCAAAGCAUCCCGAUGCACCUUUGGACACUCAUUUUCCCUCACCUAGCGCCAAUGACAUUCCUGCAUUUCCCCCCGUUACGGCCGCUGAAGUUAUUAGUGCCGUUUUCAGUUUUCCUAGCGGUUCUGCAGGAGGUUUGGAUGGUCUCCGUCCGCAGCACCUUAAGGACAUGUUGAGUUGUAAAGAUGCUGUCGAGUCUCCGCUAUGUAUUGCAUUGUGCAAGCUGAUUAAUUUUCUCGUUGCUGGCAAGUUACCGGAGGUGCUGAGACCUGUUCUGUUUGGCGCAAACCUAAUUGCUUUGUCAAAGAAGGAUGGCGGAGUUCGGCCGAUCGCUGUGGGUAACGUAUUGCGAAGACUAGCAGCAAAGAUUGUCACAAAGCGUUGUGGGAAAAAAGCGAAUGAACUGUUCACCCCUACUCAAGUUGGAUGUGGUACACGUGGUGGAGCAGAAGCGGCUGUACAUGCAGUCAGAAGUUUUAUUCACGAAGAGCACGACGGCUUGCGUGUUUUAUUCAAAAUCGAUUACAGAAAUGCAUUUAACACUGUCCGUCGUGAUAUUAUGUUGCAGUCGGUCCUAGAACACUUCCCAGAAUACUACCCGUUUGUUUUAAGUGCGUAUGGAGCGCCGUCUGUCCUCUCAUGUUGUGGCAGUGAUGAGGAUUUGUCAUCCGCCACGGGGAUCCAGCAGGGUGAUCCUAUGGGCCCAUUGCUCUACUGCCUCGUCUCCCUACUGCUCUGCAUCAGUUUGUUGUCGAAAUUAAGGGUGUUUUUCCUGGACGACGGUGCUCUGGGAGGUACGGUGGAUGAAGUUGCAGACGACCUGACUGCUAUCGUCGCCGCCAGCAGCGCCGCUGGACUUAAGUUAAAUCCUGCAAAGUGCGAAAUGCUACUAAUUGGUGGAAGUGCUGAAGAACGCGAGGUGGCCAAGAACAGGCUGCAUUCAAUUGCUCCCGGUGCGAUUGUUUUGCAGCCUGAAAUGAACGCUUAAAAUUAUUGAAUGCCCAUCACGGAUUCUACCUCUUGCGGAACUGCCUGUCCAUCCCAAAGCUGAUGUAUACCCUGCGUUGUAGUCCUUGUUGGAAAGUGCCGGAGCUGCUGGAUGAUUUUGACAGGCACGUCAAAGUAACAUUGGAAGAAAUCACCAACACCAAAUUGGACGGACCUGUCUACACGCAGGCAAUGCUCCCUGUUGCCAAAGGAGGUUUGGGUGUGCGACGAGCGAAAG